AAAUCCCCGAGACUGCCUCCGGGACUGAGAGGUCAAGGGAAGUCCUUGACACGUUAACUAGAUUGCACCUGCUCAGCGUCUCCUCCUCUGGCCAAGGUCCAUGGCUACUGAGACUAACCGCAAGGACCGAGAGUCCAAGAUUGCUCCAGUGCAGGUUAUCCCGCUGCAGCAGGUCUAUCCGACGCAGAAGGUCUACCCGCUGCAGGCAGUCGUCCUGGUGCCCCUGAAUCCCCCGGAGAAUGAUUAUUUGUUUCUCUCCAUUGCUUCCUUCUUCUUCUUCAUUCUGCUGGCAAUCCCAGCCCUCUUGUUCUCCUUCAAGACCCGUGAAGCCAACAUCCUUGGGGACCAGAGGAAAGCCCAGAGGAAUUCCAGACUGGCCUUGGGCUUCAGCCUCUCAAGCAUCCUGGUGGGUUCCACUCUCAUUAUUUCCUCCAUUGUUGUCAGAGUCAUGAAACAGCGAGAAUGAGAUCAUCCUGAGAGCUCAGCUCCCUCAGAAAGUUAUGAACUGUACCUCAUGGGUCCUCUUGGAGCCUUUGAACUUGAACAUCAGUAACCUACCUAUACUGGGGGGAAGUUCCCCACCAUUGGAUUUUUGAGAGCAAUAAAGUUUAUGAGGAA
Messenger RNA from Cervus elaphus (red deer), 618 nucleotides. RefSeq lists its product as uncharacterized. The transcript is spliced from 3 exons. NCBI's taxonomy places the organism in Eukaryota, Metazoa, Chordata, Mammalia, Artiodactyla, Cervidae. The record is from RefSeq and is a predicted model, not a curated record. Gene Ontology annotation, cellular component: membrane. Bases 101 to 466 code for a protein of 121 amino acids.